AUGAUUUCUCAUAAAAGUUUACGAACGGUGUUUUAUAAGUUUUUGUCAUUUUACACACUUGCAAUACAGGUAGCGAGAGGGGCAGACAAGUUUCGUGUUGUGAUUGACAUUUCCGAUGAUGAUGAUGAUGAUGAUGAUGAUGAUGAUUUAGUUAUAAUCGGUGAAAAACCACCCAGGAAAAUUAUUAAUAAGAGGAAGACCAUUUUGUGCAACGAUGAUGAUGUGAUUAUUGACGUUGACGACGACUCUAACGAUGAUGAUGAUGAUGAUGUAGUCAUAAUUGGUGAAAAAGUAGUUAAUCAAAGUUCAAACCAUGCAGCAAAUUUCAAAGAUGAAAUUCUCAACAAAUUUUCAAGUUUUAAGCAAUUCGAUAUUGUCAGUGGCGAUCCCCCUUCAGACCAUGCAUUUCUUAGUACCAAAUACUUAUUGAAUGAGCAUCAAAAGAAUUGGGCUAAAAGAAUCCAGAAAGAGUGGAAUAUUUUGAACAACAGUAUGCCAGAUUCAAUGUUUGUUCGAGUUUAUGAAUCAAGGAUGGAACUCAUGAGGGCUGUCAUUAUUGGAGCAGAAGGGACUCCUUACCACAAUGGUCUUUUCUUUUUAGAUAUUUGCUUACCUUAUGACUUUCCCAAUCGACCACCACAAGUGCUGCUCCACAAUCCAUGUGCUUCUUCUAAGUUGAAUCGAAAUAUCGGACGUUUUGGCCAAUUUUGCCUUAGUCUACUUACCACUUGGAAUGGCACGAAGAAUGAGCGUUGGCGUCCACGCUCAACAAUUCUACAGGUUCUAGUCUCCAUACAAGGUCUAGUAUUGACUACAGAUCCUUGCCUUAAUAUUGUACCAUAUGAUGGCUAUCGUGGAUUCCGUAGACGUUCAGAAUCAUUAAAAGAUAUGACCCGGACUUACAACCAGAAUGUAUUCCUUGAUUCACUGCGGACAAUGAUACAUGUGAUUAGAAGGCCUCUAAAGAAUUUUGAGAAUUUUGUAGUGGGACAUUUCCUCAACCGAGCUCAUGAUAUUCUAAGCGAAUGCAAGGCAUACUUGGAAGGUGUUGAAGUGUGUUCUUUGGUCAAAAGUGAGGGUUGGAAAUAUGAUCGUCAGACUCAUAAAAGUUGCCCGGAGCAUUUUACGGAUGCUUUACGUUGUCUGAUGAAAGAGCUUGCCAAUGAGUUUGCAAGAAUUGGAGCUAUGGACUGAAAAACCGCCCAUCAUGGCACAAAACUCAGCUUGAAUG
Molecule: messenger RNA, 1231 nt
Organism: Trifolium pratense (red clover)
Lineage: Eukaryota; Viridiplantae; Streptophyta; Magnoliopsida; Fabales; Fabaceae
Product: putative ubiquitin-conjugating enzyme E2 38
Exons: 6
Coding region: 1-1194 (397 amino acids)
Molecular function (GO): ubiquitin conjugating enzyme activity
Source: RefSeq, a predicted model, not a curated record